GACUUUGUUGUGACAACAUGAGAAUGGAUAAUUCAUCGACAUCGCUUCCUCGCUUUAACAAGUGUUGCUUCUUUUUUGGAUUGAGGAGUGGAGUGUUGAUAUUUGUGUCGAUUGAAGCCUUAUUUUGGGGGAUUUUGUCUUUUGUCGCAGUUUAUAGUGAAGUUAAGUACAUUAGAAAUACUGACAUUCCUGAAUUUACUGACGAUUUGGAACGCGACUGGUAUUAUUAUUUGAUUUUUGAACACCCCAGAGACACUUUCAAUGAGAGAGUACGAACCAACCUCAUCGUUCUAAAUCUCGUCCUCGCAUUCAUCAUCGUUCUCUACUUAAUCUUCACACUUUUGUUGAUUAUUGGGAUUUCAAAGCGUUCAAAAUGUUUUUUCGUACCCUAUUUAGUUUUCGACGUUUUCUUCUUGAUUCUGACGCUCGUUCUUGGCAUCGUAGGAAUGUUUUUCCGUUUCCAAAUCUCAAAACUAUGCAUCUUCUUCUUCUUUAUUAAAUUCUAUUUCGCAGUCUGCGUUUACUCGCUCUUUAAAUCAUACAGCAAAAAAUCAAGUGAUCGAAUCUCCAUCCACAGUGCUGCAAGUCAACAUUUAACUGCCGUUGAAGAAAGUCCAACAUCAUCGCAAAAACCAGGACUUGGUGAAGCUCCUUUGGCUGUCGCCGUUUAAUAUAAGGCUCGCACGAUGAAAUUUCUUCAUCACAAAAUUUAUAAACGCAAGCCGAAUGAACGAUAAAAAUUUCCCCGAACACACAAAGUUAAGUGAAAAAUAAAAUUUAUUUCGAUUUCCGGUGAAAAAAUAUUACCAACUUGAGGUUGUCGACAAGAGAAUCAGAAAACGGAAACCAAAAUGUUCAAUGUGAAACCCAAUCAAUUAAGCGGAUUAGAUACAACAAAAAUAACAUUUUUCUUGGUAGCAAAUAAGUAAUUUGGUAGUCAUGCGGAAUUUAGAAAUUAAGAAUAUUUUAUUUCCAUUUCGAAAAGCUCGCCAUUCACUUACUGGCGUUAAUAAAGAAAAAAGCUUUCUUCGUUUUUCGACGAAACAUUAAAUGUAGGAUUUUUAAAUGUCUUCGAUGUUGUAAUUUAAUGUAAUCAAAUAUUACCCAAUAAAGUUUUAUACAUUAAUUUUUUUGAUCAACUUUGCGUCUUUAUACGAACGCAAAAUCCAAA
Molecule: messenger RNA, 1171 nt
Organism: Clunio marinus
Lineage: Eukaryota; Metazoa; Arthropoda; Insecta; Diptera; Chironomidae
Source: the annotation of a GenBank genome assembly